Molecule: messenger RNA, 1054 nt
Organism: Physeter macrocephalus (sperm whale)
Lineage: Eukaryota; Metazoa; Chordata; Mammalia; Artiodactyla; Physeteridae
Gene: TMEM42
Product: transmembrane protein 42
Exons: 3
Coding region: 54-533 (159 amino acids)
Source: RefSeq, a predicted model, not a curated record
GGCCCAGCCGGUGGCUGGCCCGGCGGGCGCACUGAGAGGUGGUGGCGGGCACCAUGGAGGGAAGGCCUCAGUUCGCCGGCGGAGGGGUGUGCGCGGCUGUCUACCCCGAUGCCUCCGUCGGAUUCCCCCCGUACCUCCAGGCGGGAGCGAUGCGGCGCCGCUUCUGGGGCGUGUUCAACUGCCUGUGCGCCGGCGCGUUCGGAGCCUUGGCUGCCGCCUCCGCCAAGCUGGCCUUCGGCAGCGAGGUGAACGUGGGCUUCUGCGUCUUAGGCAUUAUUGUGAUGGCUACCACCAAUUCUCUGAUGUGGACGUUCUUUAGCCGGGGCCUCAGUUUCUCCAUGUCUUCAGCCAUUGCAUCUGUCACAGUGACUUUUUCAAAUAUCCUCAGCUCGGCCUUCCUGGGUUUUGUGUUGUAUGGAGAGUGCCAGGAGGUCCUGUGGUGGGGAGGAGUCUUCCUCAUCCUCUGCGGACUCACCCUGAUCCACAGGGAGCUCCCACCCCUCAGGAAGGCUCUUCCACACAAGCAGCAUUAGCACCAGCGGGCUGGGCGGACCCGCUGGAAAGACAGUGAUGGCGGCUCAGGCUCGGGUUGGCGUGUGGGGACCGCUUCUCAGGGCGAUCUGGGUGUGCAGCCUCCUGACCCUCGGCCACAGGGAGAUGCUUCCCAGGGAACCAGGCCUGUGACCGAGCAGCCUUGCGGGUGGACAGCUCCGGCUUCUGUCAGGGGAAGUACACCGCAGCAGCGUUCUGCCCGAAGCCUUCUCGGUCCGUCUGCUCGGUGCCGCUGAUUCUCACGCGCCACAACCCACCCGGUGAGCCACGGCAGGUGGGGGAGACCCUGGGGUUGGUGGGCUUCCUGUAUGGACUUGAAACCAUGCUGUAACUGCAGUCCUUUUGCCUAAUAAAGGCCAGGCAUGGAAUUUUGGCAUCAGUGACUGGUGGGGCUUCCGACAACUUCACACUGAUAUGUCAGGCCGUCAGCGUCAUGCUUCUGGAUUAUGGCAAGAGAAGGAAAAUUAGAUCAAUAAAUACUUUUUUUGUAAGUUAAAACUGC